AUGUUCAGAGGCGUCAACGUGGCGCAUAAGUACGUCAAUGCCGAGGGGAACAUCCUGCGCCGGUUGCUCACCCCGGACGAGUACGAUGACAUCCGACACUACGAGAUAAUCUUUGUGGAGGGCCGCACCGGCAGCAACCUUACACGCGGCUUGAAGAAAGGGAACAUCUACGUCGCCAUCACCUCCCGGAACCUGCACUUUUGCCCGAUGAAGGGCGUGGAGCGCCACGAGGUUGUUACGGUGCCUCUGUCUGAGAUCGACAACGUGGAGCUCAAGGGACACCCAGGCAAGCAGUUCUUCCACAGCCACAUCUUCGGCACACACAAGGCGAACAAGUUCGCGAAGAGGCUCAAGCUAACGCGCAAGAAGAAGUCGGAGUUCGUCGCAGAGGAGGUGGGGUCCUCCCCGGGGGAGGGGCCCGGCGAGGAAGGGAUCGGAGAGAAGAGCGGCGCCCCGGCGCCGGCGUUACCCGAGACCCAGGAGGCAAAGCCUCAGUCGUUCGGCGGGUGGGGUCGAUCCGGGCCGGUCGUGGAGUCCACGUCCACGUCCACCCCGCUCGGUCACUCCCCCGAGCCGAGAAACUUCAAUUUUUGGGAGGCGAUGGCCAACCUGUCGCCCCCCGCGCCGGGGCCGGGGCCGGUGACGGAGUCCGCGGAACCGUCCGCCGCGCCCGAGACGACGACCGCGGCGCCACCCGAACCCACCGACGCCAAACCCCUCCAGAAGGCGGGGCCGUCCUUUGACGUCGCCGCCGCGGUUUCCGCCGCCACGUUCUCGCCCCCCGAGUCUGCGGACCCUCCACCCGCCGCCUUCAAGUGGACGCAGCAGGACCAAACCACCGACUCGGACUUUGACUACGAGCACAUAAGCAUCGUGACAUACGAGAUCGGGUCGCAGGUGCAGUACCAGCUGGAGUCCGCGACGGUGAGAAAUCAGGGCAGGAUAUCGGUCCGCAACGCGGAGGAGCUGAGGGCGACGGCGCAGGCUGCGCGGGGUGAGGAAGACACGACGACGGAGUGGGGUCGGGUGCAGUCGGCGCUCGCGGAUGUGUUCCCGCGCGAGCUGCUCGCGUACGCCGCGAAGAUGAACGACGUGGAGAGCUGGACGUUCGGCGCGACGGGGAUCGAAGUCGCGGCGCAGAUGACGGAACAGACGAGUCGGGUGAGACGAGGCGAGGACGGUUCGUUGAGUUACGAAACCCCCCCGGCGUUGCCCGCCGUCCCGACCCAAACCGCGUACCAAUCCCUGGAUGAGCCGAACGAGGGACGACUGAUCGUACCCCCGCCACCGAAUCCCAUGCUCGAGAGGGCGAGGAACGGGUUGAUGCUCGCGGCGCCGCUCGCGCCCGCGCUGGAGGUUGCCCGAGCCGCUCUCGAGGCUGCAAAGGGCAUAGAGGAGGGCGGCGUCGACCCGCGGCGCGAGCCAAACUACGCGAGGGAGAUGUUCGGAACCCUGGAACUGAUGAUGCUGGCGCCCGUGGAGAUGGGGGAACGGGGUUUGAACAUCGCGAUCGAAUCCGUCUCGCCGCUGGACUGCGGCGACCUGUGCGCGGCGGCUGCGAUGACGGAGCACUUCAAGUCCGUGCCGAAGAUGCGAAAACUCGCCCUGGGAUCCAGGACGCUCUUCGACGUCACCGUCAACCGGCUGACCAAAUCGGUGAUGGAGGCGACCUACCCCAGGCCCUCGCUCGUAGCCGCCAGGCGCAAGGGGAACAACCUGGGAUCGCCGAUGGCAAACUGGAACAGGCUUUUGCACGCGGCGCGGCAGGGCGCGUCGGCGCACCGCGCCGUGCAGCUGUUCGCGUGGGUCCGCGCCGCCCUCGCGGGUGCCGAGGGUGCCGCGCACGAACGAGCGGAUAUCGUCGGCCGGUACGACAGCCUCGCGGCGCUCGUCCACGCCUGCUUCGUGUUCGAACCCGAGAAGCACCGCGCGACGGCGUUCCGCGACGCCCGCGGUUCCGACGAGCCGUUUCCGCCAGAGCCGGCGGAAACCGCGGACGCCACCAGGCUCAGAGCGCCCGCGCACGCGGUAUCCACGGGCGUCAUAGACCUCGUCGUGGACGUCCUGUACGAGUGCGCGCUCCUGACCCACCACGCGCACCUCAUGGGCGCGGGGGACGAGGUGUCUCAGCCGCCCAAGCACGUCACCGCGCACGUCGUCAAGGCGAGGGUGACGAGGCGAGCGUUUCGUCCAAAGGUGACGGCUAUGUUCGCGCGGCUCGUUAACCUGGUUCUCGACGCGCAGCAUCGGGGGAACGGCGAGGUGACCGGCGCGGAUGCGGUUCGAGCGCACAGGUGCGCGUACGUGCUGCGUCACCUCAUCGAGGGUACCGGUGACGGGUCCGUGGCGGCGUGCGUGGAGGAGGAGUACCCGACGGAGAUGAACUACGUGAUGACCAGGCCGGAGGUGAUGAGCGUCACGGAGGCUGGCGGCGACGAGUUCUUCCGCAGGCACGUCAAGCCUCACCUGGACUUUGUCCUGGCCGAGUGUGUCCCGCACUUGUUGCCGGGUAAGAGGGACAAACAGAGAGAAGAGGCGGAGGGGCUGAAGGGCAAGCAUCAGUCGGGAACUUUGAACACCAUGAUGCGAAUGGCGGAGCGAGCAGAGACGGAGGUUCAGUGA
This is a messenger RNA of Micromonas commoda, 2622 nucleotides long. RefSeq lists its product with no specific name. Bases 1 to 2622 code for a protein of 873 amino acids. NCBI's taxonomy places the organism in Eukaryota, Viridiplantae, Chlorophyta, Mamiellophyceae, Mamiellales, Mamiellaceae. The record is from RefSeq and is a predicted model, not a curated record. The transcript is spliced from 2 exons.